Messenger RNA from Prorocentrum cordatum, 408 nucleotides. Lineage: Eukaryota; Dinophyceae; Prorocentrales; Prorocentraceae. The record is from the annotation of a GenBank genome assembly.
CCAGUUUCUUGCUGCCCCCCGAGCCGCGCGAUGACUGCGGCGGCCCUGCGGCCCACGGACUCGUCCUUGAACCAGAUCAGCCUGGAGUACUCUUACGCUGAGCUCCAGCAGGCGACCCGCUGCUUCGACGCCACCACUCGACUGGGCCACGGGUCCUUCGGCGGGGUGUUCCGCGGCAUCCAGAGGGACGGCACGGAGGUGGCCGUCAAGGUGCUGGAUGUGCCCGAGGAGGGCGGCUUCGAGGAGGAGGUCCGGGUGCUGAGCAAGUUCCGGCACCCGAACCUGGUCAUCCUCAUGGGCUUCGGCCGGCACGAGUCGAAGCGGUUCCUCGUGUACGAGCUGCUCGCGGGGGGCGACGUGCACAGGAGGCGUGCGGCGGCCGCUCUUCCGCCGCGCGUGCUCGUCGCG